AUGUCGCCCUUUAACCUAGAAAAGUGUGCACGCCCGAACAUUUUGGCCCUUGAGCCUUAUCGUUGUGCAAGAGACGACUACAAGGAUGACGGGACCAAUGUUCUUCUCGACGCCAACGAGAACGCCUACGGCCCGUCUCUGCAGCCCGACUUCGAGGCUGGCAAUCUGGGCAUCGACUUCCUCGGGCUGAACCGCUACCCGGACCCGCACCAGCCGGAGCUCAAGCAGCUACUCUGCGACCUGCGCAACACGCACACGCACACGACCAAGGACCUGAAGCCCGAGAACCUCUUCGUCGGCGUCGGCAGCGACGAGGCCAUCGAUGCCCUGCUGCGGUGCUUCUGCGCCCCUGGCAAGGACCGCAUUCUCACCUGCCCGCCGACGUACGGCAUGUACUCGGUCUCAGCGCAGAUCAACGACAUCAGCAUAGUCAAGGUGCCACUGAAGUCCGCUCCCGGGUUCGGAAUGGACACGGACACCAUCCUUGACACGCUGAGCCGUGAGGGCGACACGAUCAAGCUCGUCUACCUCUGCACGCCAGGCAACCCGACGGGCUCGGCGCUGGCCAAGGCGGACGUCCGCAAGGUUCUCGAGCACCCGACGUGGAACGGCGUCGUGGUCCUCGACGAGGCCUACAUCGACUUCGCGCCCGAGGGCAGCUCGCAGGCUGAGUGGGUGCUCGAGUGGCCCAACCUCGUCGUGAUGCAGACGCUGUCCAAGGCGUUUGGCAUGGCGGGCAUCCGCCUCGGCGCCGCCUUCACCUCGCCGCCCAUCGCGCGUCUCCUAAACGCCAUCAAGGCGCCGUACAACAUCUCGACGCCGACGAGCGCGCUCGCGCAGUACGCCGUGUCCGACAAGGGCUUGACCGUCAUGCGGGCCAACCGGGCUAGGAUCCUGGCGCAGCGGGACCGCAUCAUCGCCGAGCUGCCCAAGGUCCCCGGCGUCGGCAGGCUGCGGGGCGGCACAGAAAGCAACUUUCUGCUGUACGAAAUGCUGGACGCCGCGGGGAGACCGGACAAUGUCACGGCGCUGGCUGUAUACGAGCGGCUGGCAGAGAACAAGGGCGUCGUCGUUCGGUUCCGCGGCAAGGAGCACGGUUGCCUGGGGUGCCUGAGGAUCACGGUCGGCACCGAAGACGAAGUCACGCGGUUCCUGGCCUCGAUUGAGAAGGUUCUGGGCGAGGUCCGCGGCGCCGGGCGGCAGCCGGACGAGGAAAAGAAGGAGGCGGCAGCAAGCGGUGUGGUCGCUUAG
This is a messenger RNA of Colletotrichum higginsianum IMI 349063, 1251 nucleotides long. RefSeq names its product Histidinol-phosphate aminotransferase. Gene Ontology annotation, biological process: L-histidine biosynthetic process. The transcript is spliced from 2 exons. Bases 1 to 1251 code for a protein of 416 amino acids. NCBI's taxonomy places the organism in Eukaryota, Fungi, Ascomycota, Sordariomycetes, Glomerellales, Glomerellaceae. Gene Ontology annotation, molecular function: L-histidinol-phosphate:2-oxoglutarate transaminase activity; pyridoxal phosphate binding. The record is from RefSeq and is a predicted model, not a curated record.